CCGUGGCUGUGCGCGCGCCCGUCCCGCCGCCAAGGUGUCGCACUUCGGCAUCGCCGCCGCCCGCUACUUCAGCGUCAGUGCCCGGACGCGCGGCAUGCAGAAGCGGGACGCCAAGGAGAAGCCGGCGGAUGAGGCGGCGGCGGCGCGCCGCGCCGCGCGCCUGCCCUCCUCCAGCCGCGCCACCGUCCAGAGCACGGGCUCGCGCCAGUCCGGCUCCGGCUCGAGCUCGGGCGUGCUCAUGGUCGGCUCCAACUUCCGCGUCGGCAAGAAGAUUGGCUGCGGUAACUUCGGCGAGCUCCGGCUCGGCAAGAACAUGUACAACAGCGAACACGUCGCCAUCAAGCUGGAGCCGAUGAAGUCGAAGGCGCCCCAGCUGCACCUCGAGUACAGGUUCUACCGGCAGCUCGGCACGCACGGACACGCCGACCGCUGGCUGAGCUGCCACCGGUACUCAUCGCACUGCGCCGAGGGCGUGCCGAGGGUGCACUACUUCGGCCCGUGCGGUCGCUACAACGCGCUCGUCAUGGAGCUGUUGGGCCCCAGCCUCGAGGACCUCUUCGACCUAUGUGAUCGCAAGUUCACCCUCAAAACUGUGUUGUUAAUAGCCAUUCAAUUGCUGCAUAGGAUAGAAUUCGUACACUCGAAGCAUCUAAUCUACAGGGACGUCAAGCCCGAGAACUUCCUCAUAGGCCGCACUUCGAAUAAAAAAGACAAAGUCAUCCACAUUAUAGAUUUCGGCCUAGCCAAGGAGUACAUAGACCCGGAGACCCACCGCCACAUCCCCUACCGGGAGAACAAGAGUCUGACCGGCACCGCCCGCUACAUGAGCAUCAACACACACUUGGGCAAAGAGCAAAGCCGGAGGGAUGACCUGGAGGCGCUGGGUCACAUGUUCAUGUACUUCCUGCGCGGCAGCCUGCCCUGGCAGGGCCUGCAGGCCGAGACACUCAAGGAGCGGUACCAGAAGAUCGGCGACACCAAGCGCGCCACGCCCGUCGAGGUCCUCUGCGAAAACUACCCAGAGGAGAUGGCCGCCUACUUGCGCUACGUGCGCCGCCUCGACUUCUUCGAGACGCCCGAUUACGACCAUCUGCGUAAGCAGUUCCAGGACCUGUUCGAGCGCAAAGGUUACGUGGACGACGGCGAGUUCGACUGGACGGGACGCACUAUGUCGACGCCGGUCGGCUCGCUGCAGACAGCCACCGAGGUGAUCGUGUCGCCCAACCGGGAGCGCCACCCCACCACCAACAAGGGGAGCAAGACGCCCGCAUGGCCGGAAGGCCAGCGCACGGCCAACACCACGCUGGGCAGCUCACUGGCGCCGGUCGAUCGGCACGGCUCUGUGCAGGUGAUGAGCUCCACCAACGGUGAGCUGGGGCCGGACGACCCCACCGCCGGCCAGAGCAUCACGCCCAUCACCGCCCAGCCGGACGUCGACGUGGUGGACGAGACCAAGUGCUGCUGCUUCUUCAAGCGCCGGAGAAAGAAGGCGCGUGGCCAGAAGUGACCGCUGCUGGCGUGGCGGCGGCGCGGCGGCGGCGCUCGGGUCGGCCUGCUGCCGGCCGCCGCCGACCCGGAGUGAACCGCCGCCACGCGCAUGCGCGCGCGCGAGCUGACCAGUGAACGACGGGCGGCCAGACGGACGGCCAGUGAGAGAGCGAGAGCGAGGGAGUGAGAAGAGUGAGGCAGGCGACGCGCCGGCGAAACAGCGCGCUCGUCUGUAGAUACUGUGCCGCGCGGCCGGCGAGAGGCGACAGGUAGAGGCCAGGACCGAUCGGGGAGCUGGCGCUGGCGCCGGCGCUGCGCCGAGGUGCCUGACAGCCGGGGCCUCAGCUCCACCGCCGAGUCGUGAGCGGGGACGCUGGCGCUGCCGCGCCCCAGACGGCCGCGGACACUGGCCGGGCGCGGAGUGGCGCGGGUUGGCGAGACUGAGGCCCCGCGGCGGGCGGUUCAGGUUGUGGAACAAGACGCGGAGCACUGGGGCAGGGCGGGGCGCCGGAGGCCGGCCGGCCGGCUCGGGCUAGGGCCGACAGCACGUGCCGCCGCCUGCCUGCCCGCCCUUCGGGUAGCUGUGAUUUCGUUCGUUUCUCUCCUGUGUGGUUCCAGUAAGCAUUUUUACGUCCCCCGAGGUGGCCGAUGUUACUGAUUGUUGUCUCCACUGCGGUGUGCCAUUGUAUUUGUACGUACUCCUAGACACGACAGUGAUUUUAUUUAAUUAUGAAUAAAGUGCGUCUGCGAUUCUGCU
This is a messenger RNA of Pollicipes pollicipes, 2245 nucleotides long. RefSeq names its product casein kinase I gish (gene gish). Bases 95 to 1507 code for a protein of 470 amino acids. The transcript has 12 exons. Gene Ontology annotation, biological process: protein phosphorylation. The record is from RefSeq and is a predicted model, not a curated record. Gene Ontology annotation, molecular function: protein serine/threonine kinase activity; ATP binding. Lineage: Eukaryota; Metazoa; Arthropoda; Thecostraca; Pollicipedomorpha; Pollicipedidae.